GACAAGACAGGACAGGACUGCAUUCCACCUCCGCCUCCACAUCCUCCUCUACCUCCAUAUCCACUUCCAACCAAUCCGUGUUGUCCCAAAGUCCGAGCUUCAGGCUUUGUUUGUUAUUGAUUCCGCCGAGCCUCCGCAAUUAGACCGAAAGACUUCUGCGAUGGCAUCCCGGAGCUCUCGAGGCUCAGUUACACACUCUCAGCUGAAACAGCUGACCUGCAACAUUUGUCGGGAGCGCAAAGUACGCUGUGAUCGGGAGAGACCCCGUUGCCAACGCUGCCGGAAGUCGGGCCACGGCUGCGUCUAUCCCGAGAAUACGGAUAGCCAGGAACUCAAGUCGGCCCUGCAGCUUCUUCAUAAUCGUCUAUUACAAGCAGAAACUAAAUUGCAGGAACAUGGACUGCAGCAGCCAGCAAAACCACAAGAAGAUACUGGUACCCAUCCACAAAUCACCCCUCCUGAAGAGUUCAUGCAAACAAUGACUCCAAAAUCACUCGGUGUCAAAUUGGGUACUUCCCAGACUAUCUACAAUGUCGGAUUGCAACCGGGAGAAGAGAUAGACUUCUCAGACAUCAACUUUGCAGAGUUCUCGGACUUUGAUCAGAGCAACUUCCACCAGUUGCCGACCCUAGUUGGGUCCGAUGCUGGAUCUGGCGGGAAUAAUGAAGCCCAGCCAGAAGUAAACAUGAACAUGGGUGACCCCCGAGGCAAUAUGCAGGGUGUGUCAGAUGUCGAUACUGCUGGUCGCCCUGACCACGUGCCAAACAUGUGGCCUUCGGCUCCGAUGAACCACGAGAAGCAAUUAGAUCCAUUCAUAAAUCAACAGUUCGAGCCAACGACUCCUCUUAUUGACUUUGACCGACAGUGCCAGCCAUACUUUGAUAUUGUGCAGAAACACAUAAUGCUCGUUGACCAACAAGAGUUCUUCCAAUCCAUCAUCUUUGCCGAUUCGCAUCAAUGCAAAUCACUAAAAUUUGCUGUUGCAAUGUCAGGAUUGCAUGCUUCUGGAGAAUCAAUGAUGGCAGGAGAGUGUUAUACCAUCGCCCAGUACCAUAUGCAAAGGGCUGUGGGUCUAUUAGAUGGCUCGUCUUUCUUGAACAUUGAAUCGGUUCAAGCUUCGCUUCUCAUAGCUAGGUACGAACUUAUUCAUUACAGUGGGCCGAAGGGGCUCUUGACCCUGGCAGGCCUGAUGCAAUUGAUACGUGUGCUUGGUUUCGACAUGUUGGAUCAAACCUCGACUGAAAGCGAAAAACACAUCUCCAAUCUCUUGCAAUCACAGCCCAAUGCUGCUGCGAUUUCUCAGAAGAUACGGCAGACAUUUUGGAUUGCAUUCGCUCUGCAUUGUAAUGCGUCUGCUAACUUCCCAUCAUGUCUGCCGGUGAAAGACGAAGGCAUCUGCACCUCAUUGCCUGCCCCCAGUCUCCAGAACGGUUCUGAUACCGAUCAGGCCAUGUACCCUUCCGAAUCUUUCUUGGAGAACAGCGGUCAGAGUUCCAACGUCUUCUCCCUAUUCAUCUUUGCAAUGAAGCUUCUCGUGCGAGGCGAUUGCCAUCGUCAAAGGACUCAUCAAUAUGUAUUGGACAGCACAUCCGAUUACAAUUUCUGCAUUGUUCACGAGAAGAUUGGCAGGGAGAUUAUGUUCGCAUUCAGUGCUCUAUCGGCAGCAGAGUCUCUCGAUGGGCCAAAUACAGAACUUCAGGUCCUUGCCCUUAUCAUGAUCUUGGGCGUGCGCUUGGAUUGGUUUAAAACCGCCAUCGUCGCAGUUCGGAAGGCCUCAUUUCUGACUCACGCUGCCAACGAAUACCGUGAUUCGUGUCUCGCUGUUGCAAACACACUUUGCGAUCUGCUUGUACAAGCAGGAAUUACUGACGAGAACCAGAAGCCUGGCUCGAAAAUUGCCAUCUACAAAGAGAUGUCAUUCUUCAUUUUGCGGCCACUGGCACUGGCUGCAGAAGUUCACAUCGAGAUGCUGAAGAACUUGCAGGAUAUGGUAUCCAAGGUAUGCUUGACGAGCCGCGAGAUGCGGCAGAACCUACAGACCAUAUGUAGUGUCAUGAGCAUGUGUAGACCGGUGACUGAGGAGUACGAUGUUAAGAUUCAAUCAUAUUUGGCAUUUUUGGAUAUGACCAAGCACAAGAGUGUGCUGAGAACGGGUUUUUUGGGCAAGACUUCUGGUAUGAAUCAGUAGGUGGUGUUUAUAGGAUAGAGAAUAAUCAAUACCAAGAAUUUAGGGAAAAUGUAAAACGACACCCUCCCGGGUGUUAAUUGGAC
Hyaloscypha bicolor E is the source of this 2271-nucleotide messenger RNA. RefSeq lists its product as uncharacterized. Gene Ontology annotation, cellular component: nucleus. The record is from RefSeq and is a predicted model, not a curated record. The transcript is spliced from 6 exons. Gene Ontology annotation, molecular function: zinc ion binding; DNA-binding transcription factor activity, RNA polymerase II-specific. Gene Ontology annotation, biological process: regulation of DNA-templated transcription. The coding region runs from base 161 to 2188 and encodes 675 amino acids. Lineage: Eukaryota; Fungi; Ascomycota; Leotiomycetes; Helotiales; Hyaloscyphaceae.